Messenger RNA from Linepithema humile (Argentine ant), 3056 nucleotides. RefSeq names its product ADP-ribosylation factor-like 5 (gene Arl5). Gene Ontology annotation, biological process: intracellular protein transport; vesicle-mediated transport; protein localization to Golgi membrane. Gene Ontology annotation, molecular function: GTP binding; GTPase activity. NCBI's taxonomy places the organism in Eukaryota, Metazoa, Arthropoda, Insecta, Hymenoptera, Formicidae. Gene Ontology annotation, cellular component: trans-Golgi network; cytoplasm. The record is from RefSeq and is a predicted model, not a curated record.
UAGAGAGCGACAAAGACUCGAAUUAAGAGCAGCGCGACUAACGACAACGACUCGAAGCUAUGGAGCGAGCACAAUAGCACUGCCUUCAGGGUGUGCUGAUUGAUGUCGCGCUGUGUCGCGCAUCAACUUGAUCGAAUUAGGUUGUCCGCAUCUCCGCAAUACUUAUCUUUCAUCCAUCGUAAUUUUAAUUUGCUGAAGUGACUCACGAAUGUCAGUGUUUGUCGAUGUGUUGCCGCGAUUAUGACGUCUAUCUGCGAAUCGGUCUCCUGUGUGUCUUGAUCUUUUGUUAUCGCGAAGGUGAACAUAACCCUGAGACAAUGAACCGCCCUGCUUCCAAGACAUUCUAAUUGCGAACGAGACGGCGGGCUUGUGACAUUGAACCAAUAUCCAGCUAGCCCGGGGCUGAGAUCAUCAUGGGCCUACUAUUCGCGAAGUUGUGGAGCUUCUUCGGCAACGAAGAACAUAAAAUAGUUAUGGUUGGUCUGGAUAAUGCUGGAAAGACGACUAUAUUGUACCAGUUCCUGAUGAACGAGGUCGUCCAUACAUCUCCGACUAUCGGAUCCAAUGUGGAAGAAGUAGUGUGGAAGAAUAUUCACUUUAUCAUGUGGGAUCUGGGUGGCCAGCAGAGCUUGCGAGCUGCCUGGUCCACCUACUACACAAACACCGAAUUUAUCAUUAUGGUCAUAGACAGUACUGAUCGUGAGAGACUUGGCAUGAUUAGAGAAGAGUUGUACUCUAUGUUAAAUCAUGAGGAAUUAAGUAAGGCCAAUGUGUUGGUCUAUGCAAAUAAGCAAGACUUGAAAGGCAGCAUGACUGCGGCUGAGAUUUCCAGGCAGUUGGAUCUAACGUCUAUCAAAAAGCAUCAGUGGCAUAUACAGAGCUGUUGCGCUCUUACAGGAGAAGGGUUAUACCAGGGACUCGAAUGGAUUGUCGGACGUUUAAAAAAGACAUGACGUACAUUAUGAGAGUCGAUUAUAAGUCUAACGAAAUAUCCAAAAUGUAAAAUAUAUUAUUAAAGUAAGUUAUCUUAGAGCCGCACACUUUGACGGUUAUACGAAAGAAGAGAGUAGUACGAAUUAUCGCAUUUCAUUAGUCAUUAGUUAAAUCUUUUGGUAUGACCCUCAAAGUGCAUCCGAUCACAUCAUUACAGCGAAUACUUAACGGACGGUGGACGGGCAAGCCUGUUCUUUAGCUGUUCUUUGUGCGGCAAAACGCGAACGCACUGUAAAUUGCGCGAUAAAAAGAACGUUUAAUAUUAAUUGCUAUUCAUAAUUGCUUAAUAUAAAACGUUUUCUUCCUUACAAUAAUAAAUACGAAAACUACAAGAAAAAAGUGCAAACGGAAAGAUAGGAAACAAAAUUUUAAACGUACAAUGAGAUAAUAAUUUUUCGCUGUUAGAUUAUAUACGAAAUGCACACUUGGUUGAUUGCUAUAAUUAAAUCAAAUCAUCAAAUGGAGUCGUAGAUUCAAUUGAUUUGCUUGAAUUGAAGAAAAAAGGGAAAUCUCAUUAAUUGCUUAUGUAAAUUUUAUAUAUCGAAAGUGCGAGAUUUCUUAUCCCGUCCACCUGCAUUCUGCAGUGAACAGACAGUAAAAAUAGACUAAAGAAGGCAACUCGUUAUUUGUACUCAGUUAAAGUAUAAGAGCGCAAUGGAAGUGCACCUGUGUACAUAGUUUUUUAUACUUCUCAUUAAAAGAGAGCGAGUUCUGUAGAAAAGGAAAGAAAAAAAAUAACGAUUAGGGGGGGAAGCACAGAUUUUACGACGUUUCCGUACGUAAGCGCCCGAGCGGAUUUCACAGCAAGAUCAUCCGAUUGAUGAGAUCUUUUCAUACAGCAGAAUACGAAUUGCUCUGUGAUAUAUGGAUUCAAUUCUGAGACAGUUGUUUACUGGAUAGAUCACGUAAUAGGUACGACUUGCGUGAUACACAAGAAGAGAAACAAAGAAUACGCUGAUAAAGUUUCAAUAAAUGUUUGUAAUAUUCUUCAGCAUGCAGCACGUAAUCGACACAGGUGAAUGGAAGUUUUAUAAACUCACUUUCGCUUUCUUCCUCAAUCGCAUAUGCCUCCAUUUAUCCUAUUUAAAUUUUUCUCUGACAACCAGAACGCAUUUACUGAAUCUAGUUGACAUACUGUAAUUAUGUUAGCUAAGAUAAAUGUUUGUAAUUAUUGUAAUUUUUUAUUUAUAACUGAUUAUUGAAGAUGCAAGUUUUUAACAGUUUAAGAAAGUUCAUUUUUCAAACUCCAUCCAGCUGUGAUUAUUGCACGCUAGAGCGAAGAUGGAAAAAGUCGAAAUUGUAACGUGAGAGAUUUACCUUGCCUCCAACCGACAGCUGUCUCGUUUCUGUUUUAUUUCAAUCAUAAAUGUAACAUCUAUCUUUUAUGUAACGUAAAAUAUUCCAAUAGGUGUAAUUAAUUAUCUUAGCAUUAAAAAAAAAAAAGAAAAGGAAGCGGUUAUAUAUCAGUGCCGACUAUCGAUUAACGGGUACAAACAAAGAUUACUGUACAGGAAAUUGUUGACAUCACACCGCGCGAGGAUUGUAAAUGCCGUCUAAUGCCAAGAGUGAGAUCCUAACGUUUAAAGUUACACAAAAGUUAAUACUAGCUUCUUUCUCAUAUUGAGAAAUGAGUUCUUAAAUGUCGAUGACACAAGGAACCCGUAUCACGUGUAUAUUGUUUGCUCCUCGAAAUUCUACGCGGGGUGUUACGUCGAAUCUUUGCCCGUCGCGAAUUUAUUCUCGGAAUGUGUCCGUCUUCUCUAUUUAACUAUACUUGUGUAAAAAAAAUUUUUCUGAAAAUGUAAAGUACAAGACAUAGGUUGUUUUAAAAUUGUCGAUGUUGACGGAGCGAGUACACGCGUAAAAGUGUAAUUCAUGCCGAGUUUCACGGACUCUUUAUACGGCCCGACGCCUGUCAAAUCUAUCAAAAUAAUGAAAAACCAGUUAUAUGUGAUUUAUUGGUCAUCUAAGUAUAUUGUAUAAGCCAGGGAGUACUGUACAAUUUUAUUAAAUAAUAACAAAAGCUAAAAUAUGCGAUGUCAAAUAAAUUAAAUCAGUUUCUA